This is a messenger RNA of Chara braunii, 1389 nucleotides long. The record is from the annotation of a GenBank genome assembly. NCBI's taxonomy places the organism in Eukaryota, Viridiplantae, Streptophyta, Charophyceae, Charales, Characeae.
UCUCACGAGAGAUUGAUACACAAAAUAUCUUUAUCAUACAGAAAAAGAGUUCAGGUGUCUUGCGGUCUCUGCCACUGACACAGACUCAGCCUUGAUUCAGAUGACACGCAGAUGGCACUUUUCACGAUGGAGGGGCUGAUCUGUUACUUAAAGGACAAGUUCUCUGUGACAUCUGACAAACGACAGCUGAACGUCAACGUCAGAGAUGUGGCAACUGGCCUCCAUCAAUCUUAUCUGAGGUGGAUUCACACGCAGGGGCUCAAUUCCAGCCACAAUCUGUUUCACAAGGUGAGGGACAAAGGGUGGUUGAUCCAGAUACCGGCUCUACACAAGCGGCGGGCCCCUGAUGACACGUGCACGAGGGCGUUGACGACGCCAGGAGGAAAUGGGGGAGGAGGAAAGACGGCGCUGCCGGGAUACGGGCGGAGGAAGGGGUGUGGGGGAGUGGUUCGCGCAGCACCAGCGGGUCUCGUGGUUCAUAGCGCAUUCCCUCUCCUCCCCUCUCAUGAGAAAGCUGAGCUGGCGUUCCAGCUUGGCUGCCAUGUGGCAUCCGUUACGCACGGUCAUCCCUCGGCGGUUCUCCCCGCCGGCAUGCUGGCCGCCAUCAUCUCUAGAAUCCUCUCGCGAGAUUCUCUGGCCGGGGCGAUAAUGAACAGCGUGCAGUUCUUGCGCCGGGAGAGCGACAACCAAGAGACGUUGUUGGCGUUGCAGAAGGCCUGUGUGCUGGCCGAUGACCUGAUACUCCAUGGCGGAUUAUCAACAGAUGCCGACCGACAGAAGCUAGCGAUGGAGCAUAUUCAUCAGAUAGGGGAGGGAUGGGAGGGACACGAGGCUCUUGCCAUUGCGGUUUACUCUUGUUGUGCAUCAUGCAACGACUUUGGGACAGCAUUAUACUAUGCUGUGCGACAUCGAGGUGACUCUGACUCUACGGGCGCCAUCGCCGGCAACAUCAUGGGAGCCUUGUUGGGAGAGAAAUCCAUUCCAGAAAGAUGGAAAUCUCAGAUAGAGUUGACGUACGUGCUACGUGAGGUGGCCGAGGAUCUGACCCUGAUUGCGGAAAAGAGUAGACAGGAAAACUGGGAAGAGAAGUAUCCGACACCACUCGGUGUGGUGAGGAGCACUGCUCCUCCAAAUCUGCACCCCGGUUCUCGUUGUCAUCUGUACAUGCCAUCCCACUAAAUUUACACAUUUUGUCACCCACACACACUCAAGCACUCACACUGCACAUACACACGCACACACACACACACACUCACACACACACACACACACACACACACACAGACUUGUAUAGCAAACAUGGCAACUCACACAAACACACAAAUGAACACACACACAAACACAUCUAUAUGUAUGGAGCACAAAGUACAACAAACAGGAACACCGCCG